Zeugodacus cucurbitae (melon fly) is the source of this 1697-nucleotide messenger RNA. RefSeq names its product putative exonuclease GOR. Gene Ontology annotation, cellular component: nucleus. The record is from RefSeq and is a predicted model, not a curated record. Bases 304 to 1674 code for a protein of 456 amino acids. The transcript has a single exon. NCBI's taxonomy places the organism in Eukaryota, Metazoa, Arthropoda, Insecta, Diptera, Tephritidae. Gene Ontology annotation, molecular function: nucleic acid binding; exonuclease activity.
AAAGGUGAAAACGGAGUAAAUUCUUGGAAAAAUAAAAAAAAAAGCGAUGAGCCGAAGGAGCUGAUCAAACUUUGGCUACCUGCAAGGUAAGUGUAAUGACCGCGAAUCACCUAUAAAAGGUGCGAAAAUCCUUUCGUAACUACAGUAUCGCUUCUACUUUGGUCGCAACACCUUCUUGUGGAAAAGAAUUACAAACGCUGAAAAAGCUAUCUACUAAAUCAACUAUCAACUAAAUAGUGCAAAACAUCUGAAAAAGUAAACAAUUUUCAAUCUACAGUUUCCCAAAAUACCAAAACUUGAAAAAUGGAUAAGUAUUCAGCAAUGAACUACAAAAAUGCCGAAGAAGAAUUACUUUCACUUGUAAAGAAUAUCUUGGUUGUUACCAAAACCACACCCGGUCAAGUUGACUUGAAUCAGGAAUCAACACCGUUGACAACAAAUCAACAACGGUGUGUCUUGGAGCAAAGACAAGAAGCACUUAGGUGUCAAGAAAGAGAGCUUCUUUUUCAGCAAGAAGAAAUUGCGAACCAAAUAGAGGAUAUACGAGUGCAACAAAAUGUACUCACAUGGCAACAAGAAGCACUUCGGAAGCGGGAAGAGUUAGAACAGGAAGAGGAGCUACGAGAGGAAGAGCAGCGCCAAGAAGAGACGCAACUAAUAACAACACUUCUGGAGGUACUCCAGCUCGCUAACAAGGAGUCGCCAUUGUAUAACAAACUUAAUAUAUCUGAAGCCGAUUUCGCUCGUCGCCUGCGUCGACAUAUCAUGAAACCGUGUGCGUUGCGCAAAUAUGGCUAUCCAGUGCCGAGUUAUGUCGAAGGCUGUAUUGAUAUUCAUGUGCGUGCACGUAGGCGCAUUGAUCUACUACGUUUAUGUACCCAUGAGGUGGACGGAUUCGGACAACGUUUUUGCGUACGUUGUGAUAGUCCCUUCUACGUUAACGAAUCGGGAAAAUAUUUAACUACGGACAACUGUAUCUACCAUUGGGGUAAAUUCAUAAACGGACAAUAUGCUUGUUGUGCGGGUAGCAGAGGCUCAGAAGGUUGCACACGUAAUAUCGUGCACGUGUGGAACGGCUUUACGGGAGGUCCAAAUGGACCAUAUACUGAUUUUCUACAUACACCACCACCCUCUGUUAAAUCGGCAGGCAGGAGCAAAGUGUAUGCGUUAGAUUGUGAGAUGUGUUAUACCGGUCGUGGACUCGAAGUGGCCAAGAUAUCCCUGGUUGACUAUGAUGGUCAAGUGGUCUACGACCAUUUUGUGCGUCCCACAGCCGAAAUUGUUGAUUACUGUACACGCUUCUCGGGUGUAAAGCCGAGUGACUUAUGCCAGGUUCAUAACAGAAACCUUAAGACUCUAGUCGAAGUUCAACAGGAUUUGUUGCAAUUGAUCGACGCCGAUACUAUACUCAUUGGUCAUAGUUUGGAAAAUGAUUUACGUGUGUUGCGGAUUGUACACAAAAAAGUCGUCGAUACGGCAUAUGAGUUCCCACACCCAUCUGGGUUUCCAUAUCGUCAUUCGCUGAAAAACUUGGCGAAGAAAUAUCUAAAGCGCGAUAUUCAAUGCAGCGAAGACGGUCACGAUAGUGUGGAAGAUGCACUUGCCAGUUUGGAUCUGGUGAUGUGGAAAGUGCGUAAAAAUAUUCCUCCAAAAAGACCGUGCAAACGCAUCUAGGUUAUUAAUGAAUUUUGCAUAUU